Messenger RNA from Pelagomonas calceolata, 765 nucleotides. The record is from the annotation of a GenBank genome assembly. Lineage: Eukaryota; Pelagophyceae; Pelagomonadales; Pelagomonadaceae.
GUACGGUCGUGUGCCGGCGCGCGUUCACGCGAGCUACAAGCAUUUUUUAAUCGUGCAUUACCUUAACGUCAACGGGAACGUCCGUCUCCUCGCUGCGGAUUACAAGUUACGAGGAGGUGUGCGUCCUAUAAGUCAAAUACUGAACAACUGCUCGGCAGUUUCAAGAGCAGCAUGCGACGAGCAAUAAUACUCUUCGCAACAACCGCCGCAGCGCUAGCACCGCCACGAAUAACACCGCCGCGCUGCCUGCGUGAAACAACACGACGACAUGCACUGCCGACGGUCUCGACCGAGGCGCAGCUCCAGAUGUGCUGGCGUUUGGUAGUAGCCGCCGCGUCUGGAAGCGCACUAGGUUUUGAAAGAAUAGGCCGCGGCCGCGCCACCAAACGGGAUUCACCGGUGGGCGUGCGGACGAUGGCGCUCGUGAGCAUGGGCUCGGCGUGCUUCACGUGCGCGGGCCUCCUCAUAAAGAACGGCGACGCCGCGCGUGUCGCCGCGGCGGCGGCGACGGGCGUCGGAUUCCUCGGCGCGGGCGUCAUCACGACGUCUAACGGUAUCGUGAGCGGGCUCACGACGGCCGCGUCGAUCUGGAUGGCGGCGGCGCUGGGCGUCGCGGCCGGCGCGGGCCUCUCGCUCUUCGUGGCCAUGGCGACGGGCUCCGCGAUGGUCGUCCUGCGCAUGCCGCGGCGGGCCGUCGGCCGGCGCGCGGCGCGCGACUUCGAGCGCGACUCGAUCCCGCCGAAGGACGUCGAGCCGGACCCGUAG